AUGCAGGAGACCGAAGGAGCUGCUCUAUCAAUGCAUCAGGAGACAUCAACAGAAUGGAAAUUUGAACACGAAUGGGGUCAAGUGGAUCAAUGGGCUGAAAUAACAGUUAAUUCCGAAGAGAGGACCAGUCAAGAACGUAUGAAUUUUCAGCCAACUGCUAGAAGUUCCAUUACGCAAAUUUGUUUUUGGAAAGAGUCGGAACAAUUCUUUGCAAGUAUCGACAAGUGUCGAAGCAAUAGAACGAAGAGAGCACGUGCUAGACAUCUGGAAACUAGACAUAAGAAAGCAACAUUAGCUGCUGGAUGGACGAAAGUCCUAAGAAGAUCAUUAACGGAAAAGGUAGUACCAGCUGGACGAACACAAGCGGUGCAUUAUAGCCGGAACAAAACAUCAAGUUUUGGAGAAUGA
This is a messenger RNA of Cercopithifilaria johnstoni, 408 nucleotides long. Lineage: Eukaryota; Metazoa; Nematoda; Chromadorea; Rhabditida; Onchocercidae. The record is from the annotation of a GenBank genome assembly.